AUAAGUGAGUUCUUUAAUUUUUUUUUCAGAACACAACAAUAAGCUUAAAGAAUCUAAAAAAGAUUAUUAUUAUGGGCUCAGAUACUGUGCAUGAUCUCAAUUCCUUACUUUCCUCUGAGGGAAGAGAUUUUCUCAUUCGCAACAAUGGCGAUCAGGUAAAAAUUAGCUCUUUAAUUGGAAAGAAUGUGGGAUUGUAUUUCUCAGCAGGAUGGUGCCCUCCUUGUCGUAUUUUCACUCCAAAAUUAGCACAACUUUAUAAGGAAUUAGCUUCUGAAAAUGAUGAAUUUGAAGUUAUCUUCAUUUCUUCUGAUAGAGAUGAACUCUCAUUCAAAGCUUACUUCUCCAAAAUGCCAUGGCUAUCCAUUCCAUUUGAUGAUUCAGAGACCAAAAAAAAGUUGAAAUUACUGUUUGAAAUUAGUGAAAUUCCUCAUCUUGUUGUUAUUGAUGCCAAUGGGAAGGUUUCAACUAAUGAAGGAGUGAAUUUAGUAAGAAAAUUUGGAGUUGAUGCUUAUCCCUUUACUUCUCAUCAAAAGAACCAACUUUUGGGUGAUAAAGAAGAGGAGGCUAAGAAAAACAUUCAAACCAUUAUUUCCCUUUUGGUUUCCACUUCUCGCAAUUAUGUGGUUUCUAAUGAUGGAAAUCAGAUUCCUAUCUCUGAGCUAGAAGGGAAACUCAUUGGGUUGUAUUUCUCAAAGCAAGGCCAUGAACAUUGUGAUGAUUUUACACCAAAAUUAAUUGAGGCUUACAAUAAAUUGAAGGAGAAGGAAGAGAACUUUGAGAUUGUAUUCAUCUCUUUAGAUGAUGAAGAUGAAGAUUUAUUCAAAGAAGCAUUCAAAACAAUGCCAUGGUUGUCAUUGCCUUUUAAGGAUGAGAAAUGUCAAGAACUAAAACUACAUUUUGAGGUUGGUGAUCUUCCUGCCCUUGUUAUAAUUGGGCAUGAUGGGAAAACUUCAAACCUGAACGCGGUCGAACUAAUCAAAGAGCAUGGUAUUGAUGCCUACCCUUUCACUUCCAAGAAAGUCGACAUACUUGAUGAGAUCCCAAAUACAAAGUGCGAAUCACAAUCUCCAGAACCUCAUUGUGAUGGGGAGGUAAAAGUUUCUUGUUGCUGCGAUGGGUCGAAAAACAAUGAUGAGUCGAAAAACGACGAUGAAGAAAUCAAGGACAAGGAGGAAACCAAAGAGGAAAAGGAGGAAACCAAGGAGGAAACAAAAGAGGAAAAAAAAGUGUGCAAAGGAUAAGAGAACAUGUUAACACAGCAACAAAUAUGGAAGUUUAUGAGUGUAAAUAUAUACACCCAUAAACUUUUAUAUGUUCUUCACUCGUUGCCUUAUUUCAUGAGAUUUCGUUGUUUGAAUAAAUCAAGAGACUUCUAGUUUUGAACACUUUAUGACCCUUUUUCUUCUUUUGGGCUGUUCUUAUAUGAUGGCUCGAGCUAUAUCUCUCUUGUAUGUGAUUGCCUAUGUUCAAAAGUUAUUCUCUAUAAUAUUUGUGAGUGUUACUAUUUC
Molecule: messenger RNA, 1508 nt
Organism: Benincasa hispida (wax gourd)
Lineage: Eukaryota; Viridiplantae; Streptophyta; Magnoliopsida; Cucurbitales; Cucurbitaceae
Product: putative nucleoredoxin 1
Molecular function (GO): thioredoxin-disulfide reductase (NADPH) activity
Source: RefSeq, a predicted model, not a curated record